Molecule: messenger RNA, 7344 nt
Organism: Varanus komodoensis (Komodo dragon)
Lineage: Eukaryota; Metazoa; Chordata; Lepidosauria; Squamata; Varanidae
Product: mitogen-activated protein kinase kinase kinase 3-like
Exons: 17
Coding region: 596-2464 (622 amino acids)
Biological process (GO): protein phosphorylation
Molecular function (GO): protein kinase activity; ATP binding; protein binding
Source: RefSeq, a predicted model, not a curated record
CAACUGGUCGAGGGACGCGCGAGCGAAAAGUUUGCUCUUUCUUUUUCGGCGUGCCGCUCGACUAAUGACCAGCAUCGUUAUUUCGUGCCCCUCUUGGUUGUGAUCAGGACCCCCCCUCUUCUGCGACCCCCCCCUUUUCCAUUUUAUGCAAGCAGGGAGCUUGUGCAUUUCGCGGGGGUUGCGCUCGGAGAGGCAAUUGCAUCGGGCUUUUUGCAAUUGGGAAAAGGAGACACCGAAGUUCUCAGAGUUAUUUUCUUUUUUUGGGGGGGUGGGGAGGUUUGUAACCAAGAAAAGCACGAUCCGGAUCCAAAGCAGGGGUAGCUGCCCCCCUUUUUGCCCCUCCUACUUUGUGUGUGUAUGUGCGCGGAUGAGGACGGGGGGGAGAGAGCGCUGGGUCGAUUUUCUCCUCUCUAUCCAGCUUGGGCUGCGGAAGGAAUAUCAGCCAUGAAGCCAAUGCAGCAGAAAACGACUUGAGACUUUUGUGUGGCUUACUGCAAGACGUGAAAAGAAAAGAAGGGGUAUCCAUUGCAACUGAAGGUUGUCAAGGCACAAACACGCACAGUCAGUGGGAUACAGACCUGAUGAGGAUACAACCAUGGAUGAAGAAGAGGCGCUCAACUCUAUCAUGAAAGAUCUUGCAGCCUUGGGCAAAUGUGGAGGUCUCCUCGACAGCAACCGGAACAAAAACCAUGUCCAUUCCAGCAAACAGUUGCGGAAUGCCAGGAUCAAAUUUGAACAUGAUGGAGAGAAAAGGAUUAUCCAGUUCCCGAGGCCGGUUAAGUUCAGAGAAGUUCUGCAGAAAGUCAUGGAUGCUUUUGGUCAGAUGAUGGACUUACACUAUGCCAACAAUGAGCUCCUGAUACCCCUGAAAUCACAGGAAGACUUGGACCGAGCGGUGGAACACUUGGAUCGCAGCCCUUCUCUGAAAAGCCUCCGAGUGUUUGUGAAAACUCCAAAGAAAACAAAUCCUCUGCACCCGAACAACAGCAAGCAACACGAGAUGAGGAUAUCCAAGUCCAUGGGAGACAUCAUGGGGUCCCUCUACAAGGAUGCAGAGAGGACACGGAAGCAUUCAACAGGCUCUCUGCACACAGGCCGGAGUUCCCCACCCCCCGGGAGCGUUCCCGAAGAGCAGCAGCAAAUUGCACGGCAGGGGUCCUAUACCAGCAUCAACAGCGAGGGGGAGUUUAUCCCCGAGACGAUGGACCAAAAUUUGUUGGAGCCGUUUAUCAGCCCUGAUGACUCUCUCUCUGGAAGUUGUCAGUCCCUGGACAGAUCCAUAGACAGCCCACCCUUUAGCCAAACGCCUGUUUCAAGAAGGAAAAGAGAAACCAAAGAAAGCCUUGAUUGUCUAGAUUUUGAUAUCCCGUUUUGUGAGAGAUUUGGGAAAGGAGGGACCUUCCCAAGACAGUAUCAUCUUUCCCAGAGUCGCAAGGACUACAAUGAUGGCCGAAGAACAUUUCCCCGGAGCUACGUUCCUCCAGAGAACCUGUUCCAGCUUCUGCCAUCCAGCCGGACAAAGAGCUUUAAUGGAGACAACAAGCUGGUCACCUUGCGGUACGAGGAACGCGGGGGCAACAAAUGGUGGCACAACUGUGACAAAAUCUUCCAAGGCUUCGGCUCCUCUCCUGCGAAGACGAGGAACACACUGCAAGCUCCAGUGAAUUGGAGGCUGGGGAAGCUGCUGGGCCGGGGUGCCUUUGGGGAAGUCUACCUUUGCUACGAUGUUGAUACUGGCCGAGAGCUCUCUGUAAAACAGGUCCCUUUUGACCCUGACAGCCAAGAGACGAGCAAAGAGGUGAAUGCCUUAGAAUGUGAGAUCCAGCUGCUCAAAACCCUCCGCCAUGAGCGGAUAGUUCAGUAUUACGGCUGCUUGCGGGACCCGGAGGAGAGGAAGCUGUCCAUCUUCGUGGAAUACAUGCCAGGGGGCUCUAUCAAAGACCAGCUGAAGGCCUAUGGGGCCCUAACGGAGAACGUGACCAGGAAGUACACCAGGCAGAUCCUGCAGGGCGUUUUCUACCUUCACAGCAACAUGAUUGUACACAGAGAUAUUAAAGGGGCCAACAUUUUGAGAGAUUCUGCUGGGAACGUGAAACUGGGAGACUUUGGGGCCAGCAAGCGCAUCCAGACCAUCUGCAUGUCCGGAACGGGGAUGAAAUCUGUCACGGGGACUCCAUAUUGGAUGAGCCCCGAGGUGAUCAGUGGGGAAGGAUACGGACGGAAGGCGGACGUGUGGAGCGUGGGCUGCACUGUGGUUGAGAUGUUGACCGAGAAGCCCCCCUGGGCGGAAUUUGAAGCCAUGGCCGCCAUUUUCAAGAUUGCCACGCAGCCCACAAAGCCCCAGCUUCCAGACGGCGUUUCGGAUUACUGUCGCAGCUUUCUCAAGUUGAUCUUCGUGGAGGAGAAGCGGAGACCCACGGCGGAAGACCUUCUGAGGCACACUUUCGUGAGCUUUAGCCUCUAGCAGGCCUCCCCGUGGGCGCGAACGAAAGACCAAAGGUUCCCACAAUAACGGUGGAGUGCGCAACCAAAAAGACUCGCACACUUCUAAAUUCAACCUCAGUCUCUUGUAUGGGUUAUUCUCAUAUGUGCUGCCAUUGUUGUCAGUCAUGCCGUGUCGGACACUCCGCUGCGCUGCACUUUCCGCCAUUUUGACUUUGUGGUGUCUGCGAGAUGGAAAGACCUUAAGAAUGGAGGUGCUGCUAGCAAUAGGCAGAAAAAUAGCGAAAGGGGCAACAUUCGCACUACAGAACUGGCUUUGUCCGUCCUUGUUGCCAGACAGGUGGCCCUUGCAGUGGAACCCGGGAUGAAGCACAGAGAAAGAAAAUCCAGCUCAAAAAGCAGUGGCGCAUGCCCACUGCCCUCCGAAAAGGGAGAAGCCAUGAUGAAGAGCAGGAAGUCCGGUGCACAUAAAACUUACCUGUUGGGAGCAAAAGAACAAAGAGGGUUGUUUUGUAUCUUGGGUGGUCGUUACAAUCGGAGGGUGGGGGAGACAAUGAUCUCACCCCACACGUUCGAGUCAGGGAUAUGACUGCAAAGGGAUCGUGUUGAACAGAACACUACAAAAACAUGGAGCUGUGUGUAUUCCUCCAGAGAUAUUUCUCUGUCCUUGGGCCAAAAAGGAGAAUCCGUGAUUUCCAAUCCAGCUAUAAUGGAAAUAUUUGCUAGCCCUUUGUUUAGAUGUUGGUGGGAUGGCACCUGCCCCAUUCCGCUCCUGCUCUGUACCUGAAGGAACGGGCUGCUGAGGAAUAUGGACACUUCUGCCUGGCUCUGCCAUCAUAGGCAUUAAGCGCCCGGAGAACUUUUAGUUUCCCUUGCGGAGGUGGUCCAAAGCACUUUCCCAAUGUGGAAGUAACAUUUUAACAUUCACUGCCAGAGCUGCAACGUUUCGUUGCAGAGUGGGCAGCUGAUGAGGCCCCCCAUACCUGUUUUUUUCAUAUACCUCCCAGUCACUACAAUGGCCACAACCUUGUUUCCUCUCCUCAGCCCACCGAGCUGUCAUGAAAUUUGGCUGGGAAAAAGAGUGCGUCAUCCCUUCUUGUGAGACACCGGCCACACGGGCAUGGUUGCAUAACUUUUUUAAAGAUGAACAUUCAUGCAGAUUUAGUGGAAUGGGUUGAUAAUCAGCUAAAUUCGUAGAACUGAGUAAGAUUCCUUUAAGUGGGCGACGACUCUUCCCUUUACAUGGGAAAUGUCUUUUUUCAUUGCCCAAGAGCAAUAUAUCAGCCCCAGGUAUGUCUUGAUUGGUCCAAAAUGCAGGAGAACCAGCGCACUGUCAGCCAGUCGAGGCAAAGAAAGUUGGCCUGGCAGCCGUUUUCUCUGUGGAUCGAUGCCACUGCAUGCCGCUUUGGCAGGUCUUGGGAACAAGGCAUGUUUGAACAGCCCUGUAGCCCUGUUCUGACACCAACCCCCCCCCCCAAAAAAACCCCCCACAAUCCAGGUUCUGUAUCAAGGUAUAAACUAGAUUCUGUGACCUCAGUUGUGCAUUUUAAGCAGAUGUGUGUGCUCGGCAUAGAUUUUGCUUCAUUGCACCUUGUCUUCUCCACCCAGGGUAGAAGCAGCACCUCAAAACAUUGCUUAAGUUUCUCUGUGCUCUCUGCAUUUGAGACUCCAUCAAGCAAUGGACAUGCAUUUUCUGGAUCAUCUUGAAAGUCACAGAGACCAAAACAAGAAAGACUUCUCUGGAUGCUGAAUUUUGUACCAGUUGCCUUUUGGUUUUUUGGUUUUUAAUUUGCACAGUGCACUUGAACAGAAGCUGCACGCAGCUGGUCCUGGCCAAGGCUGCAGUUUAUAUGCCAUUUAUUUUAAUGGAUAUGGAUCGUGCCAUAAAUUCACUUCAGCUAGGGACUGACACUCUUGUAAAGCAGAUAGGAUGCAAAAGGCCUUGACUUAAGGUGGAGCAAACCGAAUUAUCUUGACUUGAGAGGAACCCCUUGAACUUUUUGUUAACUUUCACUAGGUUCUUUAAGAAGAGUGAUUCCUUGGUUACCAUUUCCACACACGCACAUUCCCCCUGACUAAUUUGCAGAGUGCUGGUUUCAGUCCUUGCCAUCUGGAUUUAAUUCUCAGUCCAUAGGGAGUGUUUGGGGAAGUGUUAAUGCAGGAGGAUGGAAAUGUCAGAAGGCGAAUGCUUUUGCAUGGGCAGGGCCAUAACAUGACCUACUUUUAAAAGAUCUGUUUACAGAGUUUGUGAGACAGUGCCUGAGGCCUUGUUCAUGCACUCAGGAGUCGGAGGUUAUCAGUGGGCCUCUUGCCAUCAUUUACUGAACCCUUUCUGCACUGACCACACGUUUCCGUGUGUCAGCCGUAUCUCUGCCAUUCUUUUGAGUCGCUUGCAGCUUACUGGGCCCUUUGUGGUAUGGUGGACUCUAGCCACGGAAAGAGAACCACCCAGUUCUCCUUUACAAGGUCACUUGCCCAAAGAUGAUCGAAGGGAAAUGAAGGGGAAAGCCCUGAUAUUACCAGAGCUUUCUGCUUCUCUCUCAACUCACUUUUGUCUUCAAUCCAACCCUUGAAUGUAGGAGUAAAGGUUAAAAUGAGCUGAAGGAUCAUUAAACCAAGAUAUCUGAUUGCCUGAGGGCACAAUCAGGCAUGUUUAGACAGAAGGAAACCCAACAAUUCCCAGCAUCCUCCCAGCUGCUGGGGCAUGCUGGGAGUUGUCAGAAUUUUUCUGUCUAAACAUGCAAGGGAUUGUGCCCUGAACAGCCACUGCUUCAGCAGCAGCCUUUAUCUUCCUCCACGUUCACUUUCUUCUUCUUUUUCUCCUUUUCUUUCGAAUCUCAUUCAGCUGACCUGGAUCUUAUGAAACAUGGAGCUCUCUGAAGGGGUUCAGCGAUCAAUUGCCUAGAGUGGCGGUCCCUCCUGCUGUAGCAUCCUGGGCCCUUCUCACCAAUGUGUUUUUCUGACCUUCUCCCCCCCACCCUCCUGUUUAUAUGUAAAUAGAUGUGAAUUAUUCCUCAGGUGCCUUUGCUUCUAUUUUAUCACACUCUCUUGCGGUGAUUCAGAUGUACAGAAGAGAACAAGGCAGACAAAAGAACGAGGUUAUAGGUUGGACCCAGACUUUGUCAUACUUAGAAUUGGCUCAGUGAAGUCAGUCGGGCUUAACUAACUAACUUAAAUCCCAUGUAUUUCAAAGACUCUACUCUAAAUAUGACCGAGCCUCGAUCCAAAGCAAUGUAUAUACCCUGUACGUAUUUUUAGAAAAUGCAUAGCUUAUCCGGAGGGACAAUCCUGCUAUUUGGCAGGAAUUCUGCUUUUGAAGGCAUUGCAAUCUCAUUCGCAAGACUCUUCAUCUUGUAUAUGGAUUGUGAUUUUGUUCUUCCUUGCACAGGAAAAAAGUGAACUUGUAUAUUGUCUUCACUUUCUAGAUCUGCCCCUCAAACUGAAUUCAGCGCAUGCCACUUCACAGACCUUAUCUGCACUCCCAAUUUGAACUGACAUAAAAUUACAUGAGUCACGGUUGGGUUUUUCCCCACAAGUUAGGAGAGUCAGUAGUUUGGCAAACUUGGGGAAUGUUUGUUACAGGUGCUUUUACUUCACAGAUCUACGAUUCCAAGGGUUCCUUGACUGGCAGGCCGCUGCAGUUAAAUCUGCCCCAAGUUUAGAGCACAAUCCUAUGCAUGUUUAGACGGAAAUAAAAUCCCACAGCUCCCAGCAAUCCCCAACCAACCAUGUUGGGAGUUGUGCGACUUUUUCUGUCUGAGCAUGCAUAGAACCGUGCCCUUCCUUAAGUGCAUAGUGUUGGUGCGCCCAUGACCCUUACCGUUACCAGGCGCAAAAAGGCCAUUGAACCAGUGCUCCACUCCAAACAGAAGGCAAGAGAGCUAUUAGUCCUUCAUAAUGUUCACCCCCUGCAUGUCAAAUACGGAAUGUGCAGCCAUUCCCAGGGGCUGCCCCCAGUCCAAAAUUAAUCCUCCCGCACCCCCAUUCUUACGAUCAAAGAGGAGCACUCCAGGGUUCCUUUUCUGUAGUCAUCCAAGUGGUACAAACCAAAAUGGUUUUGGGGAGAAGUUGGGGUUUGAGUCUCUAAUUGAGCAAGGUGGUCUCCUGUGAAUUAGUCUGCAGGGGCAGCUAUAAAAGUAUAUUUUGGGGGCUGGGAAUAAUACCGAAUGAACUUGGUAAUGAGCUCAUUUUAAAGUAUUGCGUUCUGAAACUUGACCUUUGGAUGCCUUUCAAAAUAGGGCCACUGUUGCCCCAUACACUAAAUGGCUUAAACAGUGUGGGAUCUGGGCAUAAGAAACUAGGCAUCAGUGUUCAGGUUGAAAAGCAGGUGUCCGUGUUGCCGAGAAUCAGAGCAGGCCAAUGAGAAAUUAACAAAGCCCAUUUUGUUUCCAUUAAAAUCAGGAAGUAUGCAUUCAUUUCCUGUACGUCUUAGCUGAGGGAAGGAUGAAGUCUGCAACAGAGAUGUGAGUUUUGCUCGCAUACGUGCAAAGUACAAUACCCCUUUGUACUGUUUGUGCAGUGAUGUGUCUAAAAGCUCUCACCUCGACCCACCAGUAAGUAACGGGGCAUUACGUGCUAAGCCAGACCAUAAACAAACGAUGCAUGGGCUGCAUGCAGAAACCUAGUUUUAAGACUGCCCACUUUUCAAUCCCUUAUCAUAAUAUAAAUACCACUGUUAAAGCUCUGUAUUCUUGAUAGGCUCAUACUCUCCAUGGUAUGGAUGAUUUUAAAUAUUGUAAAUUAUUACAGCUCUAGAAGGAUGUCGAUAGGAAAGAAAAAAAGUUUCUGCUUUCUUGGGCAUGUAAGACCCAUCAUUGAAUGUACUUUGUUAAAUGCUGUAAAUGCUUUUAUCUCCUCCCCUCCCUGAUGCAUGAAAUAAAAUAUUUUUAAAUUUUGUGGUAA